Messenger RNA from Cercopithifilaria johnstoni, 7869 nucleotides. NCBI's taxonomy places the organism in Eukaryota, Metazoa, Nematoda, Chromadorea, Rhabditida, Onchocercidae. The record is from the annotation of a GenBank genome assembly.
AUGGCUAUAGAAACAAUGAAUAAUGACGCACAGGGGUUAGUGGAACAGUUGAAAGUUGCAGGUCGUAAAUAUAUAGAGAGUUUAAAUAGUUCAAGCCCGAAACAUCACCAAAUAGCUGCACAAUCGCUUACUUCUGCACUAUCUAGCAUUGCAGAUAUUCCUGAUCAAAUAAGGAAACCAUUGAUUCGAAUAACAAUCACAACAUGCUUUACUCGACUUAAAAAUAGACAUUCACAAGCUUCAUUAUAUCUCGUUAUAUCAGCUUUUGUACGUGAAGAUCCAGUAACUUCUAUGAAACACCUCGCAGAAACAUAUACAUCAUUCUUCGAACUCCAUAUAGUAACUUCGAAAUGGUUAGCUGAUAAUUCAGUUCUAGCUGUCAAAUGGUUGUUUAGUCUUCGUAAUUUUAUAGAUUUAAACGAUGCCAAUGUCUUCACUAGCUAUAUGUCAGCACUGUUGUCAUCGGCGUCACAUGUUUGUGCCAGUAAAAAAGUUGUGAAAAUUCAAAGUAAGAUGAAGACUAUCUUUAAUCAUGACUUGCUGAAAACAGCCUUGGAAUGGAUUCGCAAUCAUUACACAGCCCGGUCGUCUUCCGGAAUAAACAUCCUUGCUCUUCUCAGUCUAUUACCUUGCACUGACGAGCAUUUUGAUUUCUCAUUUUUUAUCGAAGUAUACACCGCAAACAUUCUUCUUGUGAAGCAUCGUCCAAGUAUUCAUGUCGUGGUUACUAGCUCCAAAAUAUUCAAGCAGAUAAAUUUGGAAAUGUUCCGAGACGAAAUUACGUUUGCUAUUAAGAAAUCCAUGUUACGCAAUCCUGAGAUUGCAAUUUUCGGGAUUUUAUAUCUUCUGGAAUCGGUAACAAUCGAUUUGUCAUCUUUUGCAAUUGAUAUCUAUAAAAUUUUAUCGGCGUCGUUAAUUGCAUCGGCUGAUGAAAUUCGUAGCCAUACUUCACUGUCUGUUGCAACGAUAGCAAGGAAAAUCACUGAUCCUAAAGCUAUGAAGGGAUUGAUUGAUAGGGUGUUUGGAACUUAUUCAGGAUCUGACGGGAGAAUUGCUACUGUUAGCCAACGGAGCACGGUCCUGGAAACUCUAAAAUUGAUGAGCUGCCACGGAGUGAAGGAUAAAACUGAGUGCGAUAUUAUUGCGUCCGAUAUAUUGCAUAGAUUGAACGCGUUAAUGAUUUCUGAAGUCCAUCAGGCUGUUUUGGAAGCUAUGUGGAAAACGAUUUUAGCAUGGUCAGCGCAAAUUAUAAAUGUGGAUGAAAAGUUGCAACCAAUCUUUAUGGCUUCUCUGAAGUCAUCAAAUCGUUCACUAGCGUUGAGAAGUAUGGUCGCUUUGUAUGAUAUUGGUAAUGGUAAAAAAGUAAAAUUGAGUGAUGAUUUAUUGAAGUCAGUUUUUGAUGUCUAUAGAACACGCUCAAAUGCUGGAGAUUUCGUAGUCACAUCGUUGUUGCUUCUGGUUGAUGAAAAAUAUCAGGAAAAUGUUAAGCAGAUAUUAGAAAAUGAUUUCUUUAAAGAAAAAUUUAUUACGUCUUUAAACACUUUUGAUAUCUUGUAUGCAGCAAAAUUAUCGGACUGGAUGAUCAGGAAUACAGAAGCCAAGAAUUGGAGUGGUCUGCGAAACGUAUUCUUUGUUUUAUUCACGAGUCUUUGCUGGCCGGAUUAUGAAGUUCGCAAAGGUGCCAAUGACAUUGUCAGAAAGUGUGUUAUCGAUAAAGGCAACACAUUUUGUGUUGCUUUCUUAGAUUUUUUAUUUCUCUAUGUGACUUCGGGUCUUGCGCAAGAGGCAUAUAAAAGAGUGGCAAUAAUACAAGAUGAAGAAAAUGAGCGACUUCUUGGUAGCAAAUUGAUAGCUGCAGCAGUGCAUGAAGCUAUGAUUCCUUUCAAUGCAGCAGAAGAAAAUUUUGACUUAGGAAUCGGUGUCCUCACAUCUGGACUUUUGAUAUCAUGCAGCUUGCAAAUGGUAGAAAGUGAUCCUUGCUGUUGGAAUCGCUGGGUACAUUCAAUAACUAAUGUUGAACGUUUGCUUGAUGAAACUGGUGCUCUCAUGAUGAUGGAUCGAAUAUUCUCUACAAAUGAUAUAGUAAUUCAAUGUAACGCAAUUAGAAUGUUGAUGUCAAAUGGCGAUGUAACACAACACUUUCGUGAUGCAAUUUGGGCAUACUGCAUUAAUCUGUUGAAUGAAAUCGACAUUGAACGGUAUGUUACAAUUACGGAGCAGGAAGUUGCAAUCUAUAAUACACCAGAUGGAGUCCUCUAUAAUACGGCCGUUUUGGAAUUAAAUUAUGAGGAAGAAUUUGGUGUCAAAAAUGUGAAAAGGGAAAAUAAGGCUUACAAAUAUAAGGAACAGUUAUUGGAAGCACAAUUGAAAAAAGAACUUGCUGAGAAAAGGCGCCAAGAAGGCAAAUUAAUUCCCCAACAAGAGAAAGCGAAAAGAGAGGAGCUUCUUGUUGAAAAGAAAAUCAGAGAAGAACUGCAUGACCUGUAUAUGAAAUGCAAGAAACGCACUGAAUCGUUAGUAGCAGCAAUUACUGGAGAUCCAAUUGGUUCAGCGAAAUAUGUCCAUUUACUGUUUACGAUUGCUAUUCCAUUGUUGAGAUCUCCUCUCGUAUCAUCUCUGGCUUAUAAUAUUUUUCGUAGUUUUCGUAAUGCAGCGUUCGAACCAUCUGAAGAUUAUUUGCACGAACUCAUAUUACAUUCGUCAAUACGCGUGUUACGCUCUGUUUAUACGGAUGCAGCAUGGAACGAGGAGUUGCUUACUGUUCAGGUCGAAAGGGCAAUAACAUUAUUAGCAACUCGAUGUGUGUUGGUCCCAAUCCUAUUUGAAGAUGAGGAAUCUAGUGUAGAAGAGAUACUGAAUGCUGAUGAAGAAGAGAUGAAUCUUAUCAAAUUCAAUGUAUCGUUUCCGUUGAUUAAUGCGGUGCUAAGAGAUGAAUCUUUUCCUUAUGCGUUGCGACUAAAUACCAUGCUACUACUGUCUUCUGCGUUAAAAGGCAAAUUCAUUGAAGAUACUGAAGUGAAAUAUCUCCCUCUAAACUGGCUCUGUUCACUUCUCCUUCAUAUUCUAACAAUAGACACUUCGGAAUUAUAUCACAAUGCGAAAACAUUACUCCAGACUUUUUGUGAACUAUUAGAUAAAUGUCCGCGAAAAGGUUUGCAAGAAGCGGAAAUACUUAAACCUAUCGUCCGAUGUUUGCUAGAUGAAAAUGAUCAGUUAAGGGAAUGCGCUCUCAUGGCACUUAAUCGACCGCAUGAUUUGUACAAUAACUUGAAAUUAACUGAAGAUGGUUCACAGUUUAUGAUAAUGUUUAUAAGUCGCGUAUUUAUUGCUCGGAACGAUCCGGUGAAGAAUUGUGUUGAUUUGGCUGACAAAAUUUGGCAAGAUAAAAACCUUUCCACUACUACGGACCUACUUGAAAGUAUUUUGAGUAGUGUAACUUCAGAACAUGUCUUCUUGAGAAAAUCCGCAUCCGUUGCUCUAGGAAAAUUGUGUGAAGAAUUUCCGAAGAUUCUGCAACCAACAUUGGAUAAACUUGAUGUUUUAUAUUCAGAUUACAGAAAAAUUCGACCGCCAAUUUAUGAUGACAUUGGGCGAGUGAUCACGGGUCCUGUAGAUCUUUGGAAAAAUCGAGCAGGCAUUGCCGAAGCUCUGCUUGUCAUUGCUCCUAAUCUUCCGCACCAGCUGGUGAUGAGUUUCAUCAAAAUCAUAGUUCCCAAUGGAAUCAGUGAUUCUAGUCCAGAAUGUCGAAAACUGAUGCAGAAUGCUGCGAUUGAAGUUAUCAAAAUGCAUGGAGAAAUUGAAAUGGCAUCGCUUUUAUCAUUUCUUGAAGAAAUGUUGAGCUCAACACCAGAUGGUAAAGACUUUGACAAUUUGCGCCAAGGUUUGGUUAUAAUGUUGGGUACGUUAGCGCAGCAUUUAGAUCCGACAAACGAAAAAGUGCGCGUCAUAACAUCUCGUUUAAUCGAAACACUCUCGACACCAUCACAGCAGGUGCAAGAAGCAGUGUCCAAAUGCUUGCCAGCAUUAGUUCCAGCAAUCAAAGAUCGUGCCAAGGAACUUGUUUCCACACUGUCUUGUCUCCUUGUUGAAGCUGACUCGUAUGGCGAGAGACGAGGAGCAGCAUACGGAAUUGCUGGACUUGUUAAAGGCCUCGGGAUGUCUGCAAUGCGUGAGCUAGAGCUGAUAAAAUUCUUGCAAAAUUCAUUGGCUAAUAAGAAAAAUGCCCGUCAUCGUGAAGGUGCUCUCUUGGCCCUUGAACUUCUUUGUGGCUCGAUGGGUAAAUUGUUUGAACCUUACAUUGUGCAACUUUUGCCAUCACUGUUAAUUUGUUUUGGUGAUUCCGAUGAUAACGUUCGUCAAGCAGCAAACAAUGCAGCACAGUCUAUGAUGUCCAUGCUUUCUGCUCACGGUGUUAAACUAGUGUUGCCGUCACUUCUAACAGCGUUGGACGAAGACUCAUGGCGUACGAAAUGUGCUUCUGUGGAACUUCUAGGAUCAAUGGCAUUCUGUGUUCCCAAACAACUCUCAGCUUGCUUGCCAAGCAUUGUUCCUAAACUUAUCGAAGUGCUGACUGACUCACACUCAAAAGUGCAGAAAUCCGGAGAAAAAGCCCUAAAACAGAUUGCCAAAGUUAUUCGUAAUCCAGAAAUUCUCAGUAUAAGCAAUCAGUUGUUAACGGGUUUGACUGAUCCAGCUGGCAAAACGUCCUCUUGUUUACAAACGGUAGUCAAUACAAAGUUCAUACAUUACAUUGAUGCUGCUUCACUUUCUUUGAUAAUGCCUAUUAUUCGUCGUGCGUUUACUGAUCGAGCUUCUGAAACGCGUCGUAUGGCUGCUCAAAUAAUCGCGAAUAUAUAUUCUUUAGCGGAUAAUAAGGAUAUGGAACCGUAUCUUGCUGGUCUUUUACCGGGAUUGCAGAAAUCAUUGUUAGAUCCUAUCCCAGAAAUACGUACUGUUGCUGCAAAGGCUCUUGGUGCAAUUAUUGGAUGUUCUGUUGGAGAUACUGCAUCGAAAAUACGUGAGCAACUUAUACCCUGGCUCAAGGAGAAGCUUAUUUCGAAUACAAAUGCCGUAGAUCGAUCGGGUGCUGCGCAAGGAUUAUCUGAGGUUCUUAAAGCAGUGGGUGAAAAUCAGUUGGCGAUGGUUAUGCCUGAUAUAAUAAAAACAACAGAAUCGAAAGAGGCAACACCAGAAAUACGUGAUGGUUAUAUAUUGAUGUAUAUUUAUUUACCUAUGGCAUUUGGAGACCAUUUUGUCCCAUAUUUACCUGAGGUCAUACCAAGCAUAUUAAAAGCUCUGGCAGAUGAGAACGAAUAUGUACGAGAUAGUGCCUUGAAAGCAGGUCAGCGUCUGAUUGUAACGUAUUGCGGGCAUGCUAGGCGGCUUUUAUUGCCGCAGUUGCAAGUUGCUUUGUUUGAUGACAAUUGGCGAAUUCGGUUUGCAGCUGUUACACUGAUUGGUGAUUUCUUGUUCAGCAUAUCAGGUGUUAGUGGGAAAAUGACGUCAGCAACUUUAAACGAGGAUGAUACUAUGGGUACGGAAUCAGCUGGAAAAGCCAUUAUUCGACAACUUGGACAAACUUGCAGGGAUCGUGUUUUGGCAGGCAUUUACUUAUCGCGUUCAGAUAUUGCACUCCAAGUUCGUCAAGUUGCAAGCCAUGUUUGGAAAAUAGUGGUGGCGAAUACUCCACGUACUCUGAAAGAACUGAUGAAAACGCUAUUUGAAAUGUUACUUAGCUGUUUGGCAAGCAAUAGUGAAGAUCGACAACUGAUGGCUGGACGUUGUCUUGGAGAAUUAGUGAAGAAAAUGGGUGAACGAAUAAUCAUCGAUGUGUUACCUGUUCUUGAACGUGGCUUGUCAUCUGAAUUAAUUGAACAGCGUGUUGGAGUAGCCAUUGCUUUGCAUGAAAUCAUCGAAAAUUCUACGAAGGAUAUUGUAUUGAUGUAUUCGGCACAACUGGUUGAACCAAUUAAGAAAAUUAUCUGUGAUUCCAAUGUUUUAGUGCGCCAGGCAGCUGCCACUUCGUUUGCAUCGUUUUAUCAGACUGCUGGCUUCUCGGCCUUUGAGGAUAUUGUGACGCCACUUCUGGAUGCAAAUGUAAUAUGUAAAGAUGACGUAUUAGAUGGUCUUUCGCAAGUAAUGCGUCUGAAUGGAAGGCAAAUGUUGCCUUAUGUUUUGCCGAAGUUAACGCGACCGCCAGUGAAUAUUAAAGCAUUAUGUGCGCUUUCAGCAGUUGCUGGUGAUUCGCUUAGCCGAAAUAUUGCUAAAAUUUUAGAUUCAAUGUUAGACAGUUGCACUACAGAAGAGGAAAUCAAUCAGUGUUUGGGAGUGAUUCUUUCCGUAUCAGACGUGGAUGGUAUUUCAAUUAUAAUCACCACUCUUUUGCAACGAGCACAAUCUUACAAUCAUAUUCCUUCAUCAACUUUAAUCCGCCUUUUUGCCAAAAAUGCACAGUUUAAUCUCAGUAAUUUUAUGGACGAAAUUUUUCACGGCACGUUGUUACUCUAUAAUUCAGCAGUAAAUGAAGUGGUGGAAAAUGCGGUUGAAACUUUAACAUACGUUUGUCAAAGCCUGGACCAAAAGCAGAUGUUGUCUGUUUUAUCAAUCUUAAAGCAAACCCUUUUAUCCUUACAAAAAACUGCCGGUUCUUCUUCCAUAGCAGGAUUUGCAUGCAGUAAGGGUAUUUCUUCUCUGCUACCAAUUAUCCGAGAAGCGAUUCUAUCGGGUAGUGCAGAACUGAAAGAGCAGGCCGCUGAAACUCUUGGAACUAUUGUGUUAUUAAGCACAGCAGAUGCUCUGAAACCUCAUGUUGUGAGUGUUACGGGCCCCCUAAUACGUGUUCUUGGUGAUCGGUAUUCGCAUACUGUCAAGAUUUCUAUUCUUACAACACUUUCUCUGCUUAUGGAUAAGGUAGAUAUGCAGCUGCGUCCCUUUCUACCACAACUUCAGAGUACUUUUUUGAAAGCUCUACAAGAUACAACUGCACGCAAAGUACGACUUUGUGCGGGUGGUGCAUUAUCACGCUUAAUUACCAUUCACAUGAAACCCGACUUGAUUGUAUUGGAACUCAUCAAAUAUCUGAAUGCUUCAGCAGAUUCUGCGAUGAUCGAAACAACUUUGAUUGCCCUGAGGGCAAUCUUAGUUCGUGUUCAGUCAAAAGCUGUAAGUGACAGUGUUCUUCAAGAAGCCAUCAAGGUAGCGGAGAAACAUCAAGAAAACAACGAGCAUUGGAUGGUAGUGAAGGCUGCUUGUGCACUUCUUGGUGAACUUGCUUUAAAAAUGAACCAAGUGGCAAAAAUCGUGACUUUAAUUUCUGACGAGAAUCAUCGUUGUUAUGCCUUACAAUAUGCAUCGUGUACUGAUCCACAUGAAAUACUAGAAGUGUAUGGUAUCGAAAAACUACGCUCUACAUUUAGCAGUGCAAUACAGUGCGACAAACCAGAAACUGCAUCGUCUGCUAUACGAGCUGCAACAUCCAUACUUUUGUGUCAAGAAGUAAUGGAUGUAUCUCUACUGUCAUCAGUUGUGCGGGCGAUAAAUCAUCCUAUUAAUGAAGUGAAAUGUGUAGCAGCCUUAGGAAUUCACCAUAUUGCGUCAAGAAAACUCUCCAUAAAUGAAAUGAAGAUUAUUGUUCCGAUGAUGUUAAAUGGAAUAAAAGAAAGAAACAGUGCAGUUCGCGCUGCAUGUGAACAAGCAUUAAUCGCAUUGUUUAGACUCAGGAGUGAGAAUACUAGAUAUGAUGAUUACUUGUCUACAGUUGAAGGAGCAGCAAGAGACGUGCUUGUUGAUGCUUAUAAAGUAUUACAAAGGGUUCUGAAACAACCAGAUCCAGGAUUGGAGCCACUAUCGGAUAUCUUAAAUGUGCCGUGA